This is a messenger RNA of Arabidopsis arenosa, 1465 nucleotides long. The record is from the annotation of a GenBank genome assembly. Lineage: Eukaryota; Viridiplantae; Streptophyta; Magnoliopsida; Brassicales; Brassicaceae.
ACAACUAAAGCGGAACAACUAAAAAAAACGAAGCAAUAAAAGCGCGCGAAUCGGAGGGAACCGGAGAGACCAAAACCCUAAUUUCGCCGACGAAAAAAACCAUGCCGGAGCUUCCAGAGGUAGAGGCGGCGAGAAGAGCAAUAGAAGAAAAUUGUCUUGGAAAGAAGAUUAAGCGAGUCAUUAUCGCCGACGACAACAAAGUAAUCCAUGGAAUCUCGCCGUCUGAUUUCCAAAUCUCAAUCCUCGGCAAAACCAUCGUCUCUGCUCGUAGAAAGGGCAAAAACCUCUGGCUCGAGUUAGAUUCGCCGCCAUUUCCUUCUUUUCAAUUUGGUAUGGCUGGUGCUAUCUAUAUCAAAGGCGUUGCAGUUACUAAGUAUAAGAGGUCUGCUGUAAAGGACUCAGACGAGUGGCCAUCUAAGUAUUCAAAGUUCUUCGUCGAGCUUGAUGAUGGUCUGGAGCUUUCAUUUACUGAUAAGAGGAGAUUUGCUAAAGUUCGACUUCUAGCAAAUCCAACAUCUGUGAGUCCAAUAUCAGAGCUUGGUCCUGAUGCAUUGUUAGAGCCUAUGACAGUUGAGGAAUUUGCAGAAAACUUAGCUAAAAAGAAAAUAACCAUAAAACCUCUCCUACUUGAUCAGGGUUUUAUUUCAGGUAUUGGGAAUUGGAUCGCUGAUGAAGUGCUGUACCAAGCCAGAAUCCACCCGUUGCAGUCUGCUUCUAGCCUUUCCAAAGAGCAAUGUGAAGCUUUGCACACAUCCAUCAAAGAGGUGAUAGAAAAAGCUGUGGAAGUUGAUGCAGACAGUAGUCAGUUUCCUAGUAACUGGAUUUUUCAUGAUAGGGAAAAGAAGCCAGGAAAGGCCUUUGUUGAUGGGAAGAAGAUUGAUUUCAUUACUGCUGGUGGAAGGACAACAGCUUAUGUUCCAGAACUGCAGAAACUUUCUGGGAAAGACGCAGAGAAAGCAGCCAAGGUUAGACCGGCUAAACGAGGUGUGAAACCCAAUAAAGAUGGAGAAGAAGAUGAACAAGAAUCCGAGAAAGAAGAUGAGAGUGCUAAACCGAAGAAAGGACAGAAACCCAGGGGUGGUCGUGGUAAGAAGCCUGCCUCGAAGAGAAAAACAGAAGAUAGCGACGAUGAGGACGAUGAUGCUGAUGAUGGAGAAGAUAGUGAAGGUGAAGAGAAAGUUGUGAAACCCAGAGGCCGUGGUACAAAGCCUGCGAUUAAGAGGAAAUCUGAAGAGAAAGCUACUAGCCAAGCUGAUCGGAAGUCGACAUCAGAUGUGAUCAUCAUGAAUACUGCUGGUUCUUGCUCUGUGAGCAAAGUCUCAAACACCGACUUCAUUGCCUCCACCGCUAACUGAUACAAGAGGUGUUUGAGACUUUGCUCACAGAGCAGGAACCAGCAGUAUUCAUGAUGAUCACAUCUGAUGUCGACUUCCGAUCUGUGAUCGAAGAAACUCGUUUGAAGAAC